Messenger RNA from Musca vetustissima, 2709 nucleotides. It is a transcript of the gene Pex6, whose product is annotated as peroxisomal ATPase PEX6. Gene Ontology annotation, molecular function: ATP hydrolysis activity; ATP binding. Lineage: Eukaryota; Metazoa; Arthropoda; Insecta; Diptera; Muscidae. Bases 1 to 2709 code for a protein of 902 amino acids. Gene Ontology annotation, cellular component: cytosol; peroxisomal membrane. The transcript has 4 exons. The record is from RefSeq and is a predicted model, not a curated record. Gene Ontology annotation, biological process: protein import into peroxisome matrix.
AUGGUCGAACUAAAUGAAGAGAAAAAGAUAGUUCCAAAACGUUCGAUUGACAAUGGCGAACCAUCUCUUUACCAAUAUACGGGACGUAUGCGUGAGCUCAUCGAAGCCUAUAAUGGUGUCAUACAAAUUCUAUUUCCCAAUCGGGCUUGGUAUAUAUUUCCCGGUUAUAUACAAUAUGCCGUCUAUAGACGUUAUAUGAAAUAUUUUAAGGAUAAAUUUCGUCUGGUACCACUGCCGAAUACGUUGUACGAACAUUUAAUAAAAGAUCAAUUUAUUAAAUCCGAACAUAUGGUGUUCGCCUCAGAAGAUGUUUUCGAAAUGUAUGCCGAAUCGAAAGAAGUGAAUUUUAUAAAUUUAACCGUCAGCUGUGGCAAACCAGAACCAGUUGAAGCCACCACACAAAAUGGACAAAAUGGUGCCUCGAAGGAAGAUAGUGAAUCUUUGGUUAAGAAGAUUUUGAAACCCUCACCCCACACAAUAAUGGUGCAGAUACUGCCGGUGAAACACUGUAAAAACAAUUGUUUAUUUGUACAGGAAAAUUUCUAUUCAAAUGUCAGGGACCGUUUUCAUUUUACCAAUAAACUUUGCGAUCGCCGACGCAUUUGGGCUAAAAUCCAACAUCUACAUGAUCAGCAAACAAUACCGCAUAUCGCGGUAAAGGCCCAUGUAUAUAUUAUCAACAAUCCCUAUGAACUGCCACCCGAAGUAUCGGAUUUCAUAUUAGGCUGCUAUUUUGAUACACCGCGUAUUUUACAUCGUGGCCACACCUAUCGCAUAGAGAUCACUUCCGAACUUAUUGGCACUGCCCAAUAUUCCCAUUAUUAUCUAAUAUUUGCCUAUAUGAAAUAUUUACACUUCCGCUGUGUAAAGCUGGAGGCAAGAUCUGAUGAUUUUGAAAUGCAUGCUGUGGUGGCGAAGGGUUUAACCAAUCUCAUUCAGGUUGCAAGUUCACCACAAUUUCUACCCAGACAGCUAUUGGAUGAUUUAGUUAUUGCGGAGGCAUAUCCCGCAGGCUUACAAAAUACCUAUGAAUGUUUGCGUUCAUCCAUUGAUGCGUUUUUGCCAAGAAAAUCUGCAUGCCUAUCGUCAGAACACAUAAAUCCCAUGUUUUUGCUGCAGGGUGAACGGGGUUGUGGUAAAACGAAAUUAGUUAAUGCUGUGGCCCGGGAUUUGGGUUUACACGUAUUUGGAGUGGAUUGUGCGGAAAUUGUAUCACAGGUUCCGACACACACGGAAAUGAAAUUGAAGGCCGUGUUUGCCAAGAGCCUGAUCAGUGAGCCUCUUUUGAUUUGUUUCCACAAUUUUGAGAUCUUUGGCAUCGACAACGAAGGCAACGAAGAUCUCCGCCUCUUGGCCACAUUUCAGGCCCAAACCCAAGAGUUAUUUGUCAAAAAUCGCAAAUAUCCCGUAAUAAUUAUUGCCCUGACCAAUGACAAAUACUUGAAACCGAUGAUACAUCGCAUGUUUCUGGAAUUGAUAAAAAUCGAAUCGCCCAGCAAAGAGGAACGUUAUGAAAUCCUGAAAUGGCUGCACAAACAGGAAAUUUACAAAAACAAAAUAUUCAAUUUUCGUGAUGUUAAAUCAAUACCCCUCUACCCAAUGGAAUUGCAGGAACAAUUCCUGCCAAAAUUAUAUCCAAAUUGGCAGAAAGCCAAAUCGGUGUUUCAAGAGGUCGCCGAUAAGACACAAGGUUUCCUGUUGGGAGAUUUAAAACAUUUACACGAUCAAGCCGUACGCUUACAUUGGAAAUCUAAUAAGGCCUUAAAACCGCUUACAUUUGAUUAUUUUGCGGAACAUCUGAAUGCCAUGCAGGCGUCAUUUGCCGACAGUCUGGGUGCUCCCAAGGUACCGAAGGUCUUGUGGUCGGAUAUUGGUGGCUUGGCUAAAUUGAAAGAUGAAAUUCAAUCCAGCAUCGGCUUGCCCCUGAAACAUGUCCACCUCAUGGGAAAGAAUCUCCGUAGAUCGGGUAUUUUAUUGUAUGGUCCUCCGGGUACAGGCAAGACCCUGGUGGCCAAAGCUGUGGCCACUGAGUGCAAUUUAAGCUUUCUUUCGGUACAAGGUCCAGAACUGCUCAACAUGUAUGUGGGCCAAAGUGAACAAAAUGUUAGAGAAGUUUUCUCAAGGGCCCGUUCCGCAGCUCCCUGUGUACUAUUUCUCGAUGAAUUGGAUUCAUUGGCUCCAAAUCGUGGGGUAGCUGGUGAUUCGGGUGGUGUUAUGGAUCGUGUUGUUUCCCAAUUACUGGCAGAAAUGGAUGGCAUGAGUAAUGACCCCACCAAACCAAUAUUUAUUUUGGCUGCCACAAAUCGUCCAGAUCUUAUAGAUCCAGCUUUGCUGCGUCCUGGCCGCUUUGAUAAAUUAUUCUAUGUGGGCCCCUGCAGUACCGCCGAAGAAAAGGCAUCCGUCCUCAAAGCACAAACGAAACGUUUCAAUUUGGCCCCGGAUUGUAAUUUAGAAGAAAUUGCUGGUAAACUUCGUGGAGAAAUGUCCGGUGCCGAUUUAUAUUCAAUAUGUUCAAAUGCUUGGCUUUCGGCCGUACGUAGAAUCAUAGAUCGUCACAUGAAAGAGGGACGUAGCAAUGAGGAGUUGGUGGCCGAAAAUGUUAUUGUGGAAACGGAAGACUUUACAAAGUCGUUCCGGAAAUUUAUACCAUCAAUAAGUCGGCAAGAUUUGGAGUACUUCAACAAGCUAAAGGCUUCGUAUAGUGUGUGA